Ictalurus punctatus (channel catfish) is the source of this 2649-nucleotide messenger RNA. RefSeq names its product apolipoprotein L3. Gene Ontology annotation, cellular component: membrane; extracellular region. The record is from RefSeq and is a predicted model, not a curated record. The coding region runs from base 76 to 1857 and encodes 593 amino acids. Gene Ontology annotation, molecular function: lipid binding. Lineage: Eukaryota; Metazoa; Chordata; Actinopteri; Siluriformes; Ictaluridae. The transcript has 5 exons. Gene Ontology annotation, biological process: lipoprotein metabolic process; lipid transport.
AAGUGCAGUAUUUCUUUUGUCUUGGUCAGAAGAGAGGGAGUUCAUAUUAGACUCAGAGCUCCUGAACAGAGCAGGAUGAUGAAAAAAUUUAGACCUGAGGAAGAACAGGCAGGAGAACGCACAACUCUGAUUAAAAUGGAUCCCAAAUUAAGAGAGAAACUGCAGGAGCAGCUGGGCGAGUACAUCUUAGAUACUGUCAAAUACAUUGAAACAGUAAAGGAGUUUUGUGAAAGAGAAUCAAAAUGGACCUUACAGAGAAAAUCUGAACUCAGGAGAGUGAAAUACAUCAAAGACCGGGCCGAUCAGAUCACUCUGAAGUUUGACCAUGUUCAGAAGGCUGAGGACAAGGCCAAGGCUUUUGGAGAGUACAUGUGGAGUGGUCUGACUCAGGUUACAGCAGAUUCCAGAAGUCAUGAGCUGGAGAAGGAGCUAGGAGAAGUUUUGAAGAAGACUUUAGAAGGACUGGAGAAACUCCAACACUUCCUGGAUGCAGUGGAGAAGCUAGCCGUCACCUCACUGUUUGUGUUUAAGAGCCAGAGAUUAAUGCCAAUGGGAGUGUGUGCUAAGAAUGUGUGUUCAGUGAUCUCCGCAGCCAGGAUCGUGUCUCCACUUCUCAUCCACUUCAAGAGAAAUGCAAAAAAGUUCUUCCUGCCAAGCCUCAGCAACGUGGAUGUCCUGGCCUUGCAGCUGGACAAAUACAUCCAUGUCACUCAGCAGAUCUGUGAAAAGAUGUUUUUUUCUCACCAUGAAGUCAAAACAAACUGUUUUACAAAACUGUGGUUAUUUCUCUGCGGAUUAUUUGGUGUAUUAUUUGGAGGUAAUCAUGAAUGGAAAAAUGGCAAGCUAACAUUGAAGUUUAGGAGAAAAAGUGAGGAGUCUGUGAAGAAACUGGACAAAUAUUUAAUCCAGCUAAUUAAAAUCAGGAUGGACGAGUCAUUCAGGUUAACAUUUGUCUUUGGUGCAAACACACAGCACUUCAUUAAUUUAUUCAGUGAGCGCCGCUCCAGGAUGUUUGCAUUCCUGUCUGAUUUAGAGAAGGCUGCAGUUGAGCUGGACAACAUGAAGAAGGGCUCCAACAUUUCCACUGUGGCUGGAAGUUCAGUCGGUAUUGCAGGAGGUGUUUUGUCCAUCGUAGGUUUAGCUCUCGCUCCCGUCACUGCAGUCGCAUCUUUGGCUCUCACGCUAACAGGCGUUGGUCUCGGAGUCACCAGCGGCGUCAACAGCCUCGUUACAGGCAUCACUGAAAUGGCAGUGAACAGUCAUCAAAUGAAAAAUGCCAACAACAUCUUCAUCAGGUUUAUGGAAGAUGUGCAGAAGAUCCAAGGUUAUAUGAAAGAAGUUGCCAGAGUUGAGGGUCCUAUAGCAAGUGUACAUGGAGUUACCGUAGCUUUUGUGAAACUGGCCGCUUGUGCUAGAGCAGUAGGCAAAGGUAUUGGUGCUAUAGUGGAUGGAGUUUCAGCUGUAAAAGUUCUCAGAAGUGAGGAGGUGAUUGCAAAGGCAGUUAAUAUGGGGCUUCAGGAAGCUAAUGCAGGUCGGAGCAUCCCAAAACUGGUUGCAGAUCUUCCUGACAUUGGGCAGCUGGCUAAAGGAACUCCUCUGGCCAUUUCAAAGUCAGCCAGGGCAGGGUUCAUUACUUUAAAUGCCCUCUUUAUUGGAGUAGAUAUUUUUUCCAUUGUUAACAGUGGCAUUAGUCUGACCAAAGGCAGCAAAAAUGAAGAAGCCCAGCUCAUUCGCUCCAGAUCAGUUAUGUGGCGCGUAGAGGUGAAGGCAUGGGAGAAGAUCUAUAACCAUCUGUGUAAAGGAAUCACGGGGUUUUACAAGAAUCUAGAAAUUCUUGAACAGCCUCUCUACUUUUAAAGAACAAAUUUGACCAAAAUACUGACCUGGCAGUGAGGGUGAUUAUAUUUUUUAAGCAAUAAUUUAAUCUUAAAAUUAAUUCAGCUUAAACUGGUGAUUUUAGUAACAGUGUAUAACAGUAACAACUAACAAUAGCAGUGACAGAAAAAUAAUAAUAACAGAAAAUAAUAACGUAAAUCCCAAACAUAUGUAAUAAUUUUUAAAAAAUGUUAAAAAAAAUAAAAGAGAAUGUACAAAAUUAAAAUAAUAUCAAACUAAUGCAAUUUUUUAAAAACUCAUAUAUAAAUUAUGUUAUAGAAAUCCGAUGCACACAUAGACAUGAUAAAAUGUUAUUUACAUGCAGUAGAGUUGGAAUUUGUUUAGCAUGAUGUCUAGAUUUAAAUUGUACAAAAAUAAAGCUAUACAGAGGCUUGGGCUGUGCCAAAGUAUCACUACAUUUCCAGAGGCAAUUCUGCCUUCUAUAUUCCUGAAUGAAUAUUAAUUUUCCAUUAAAAUGUUUCACAUUUAUACAGACUUCAGGAAAAAAUUAUGUUUUCAAUGAAAGCAGAGUAAUGUGUAAUCAGAGCAUUUGUACAGUUAAAAGUAAGUAAAAUUUGCAUUGUAUGUUUAAAAACAUUAUUAUUGUAUCAUAUUCAGGUUUCAUUUCGGUGAGUGAGUUAAAAUGUGUAAUGCCAGAGAUCAAAAUAAACUGAAUAAACAUGAUAAAAGACACAAAUUGUUAAUAAAUUGGUAAUAAUUGUACUGAAAUUCCUGAAAUGUUCCAUUUUUGGAAAUAAAAGCUUUACAUUAUAA